Ricinus communis (castor bean) is the source of this 2289-nucleotide messenger RNA. RefSeq names its product formin-like protein 4. Gene Ontology annotation, molecular function: actin filament binding. Bases 66 to 2174 code for a protein of 702 amino acids. The record is from RefSeq and is a predicted model, not a curated record. Gene Ontology annotation, biological process: actin cytoskeleton organization; actin nucleation. The transcript has 2 exons. Lineage: Eukaryota; Viridiplantae; Streptophyta; Magnoliopsida; Malpighiales; Euphorbiaceae.
UUUAUUUUGUUGACCGAUACUCUUCACGAGACACUGCACUUUCUACUGAACCACAAAAUUUUGCAAUGUCAGUGCCUCCGUCAUCGAAUCGAAAGGUCGUGAUUGCCAUUUUUGCAGCAUUUUCAAUCACUUUAAUGACUGCUUCCAUCUUGUUCUUUUUGUGUGGUAAAUAUGCUAGACGCAGGCGACGAAAUAAAAUUGAUGCAAGCUUUGAACAAGAAGCUGCGGUGACUUCUGAAGAAUUCAGAAAAUUUGGCACGAAAGUGAAAGGAUUGAUCGUGGAAGAAGAUGGCCGAGAUGUAAUUUAUGUCAAAGAUUUAGAAGACAGAAAACUUAAAACCAAGUUCUCAACGGUUAUCUUGAAUCCUAGCUUUGAAGAAGAAGAGGUGAGAGAUGAUAUGGUUGUAAAGAGAACACGAAUAUAUAAACCUCAGGAAGUGAAAGGGAGAGUGAUAGAAUCAGUUCAACCAAAUGUACAACCUCUGGAAAUAACUCCAUCUGUGCAAAAUCCAGCACCACCACUGCCAGCAACAACACCAUCUCCACCUCCACCACCGCCACCUCCUCCUCCUCCUCCUCCUUUUCUACGGCGACCACCACUACCAACAGCCAAGAGACAUUCUGUGCCACUACCUCCACUGUCAGAGUCUGGUGGUCUUGUUUCAUCACUAAGACCCUCAGCAGCACCAAGAUGGAACACGAACAACGAUGGCAGGGCACCGAGUUCAACAGAGGAAAGUUCAAAAGUGACUAGUGUUAGCAAUAUGAAGCUAAAGCCAUUGCAUUGGGAUAAAGUUAUGGCCAAUGCUGAUCAUUCAAUGGUUUGGAAUGAGAUCAUUGAUGGCUCUCUCAGAUUUGAUGAUAACCAAAUAGAAACACUGUUUGGAUACAAAACUUCAAGAAGCAAAACCCCUGAAGGAAAUGGAGUCUCAUCAAGUAUUAGCAGUUAUCCUGCCUCAAGUGCUCAAACUUUCAUCUUCGAGUCUCGGAAGUCGCAGAACACAGCAAUUGUACUAAAAUCAUUAGCAGUUUCUCGUAAAGAAAUCCUUGCUGCCCUUGUUGAUGGCCAUGGCCUCACCACUGAUGCCCUUGAAAAACUUAACAGAAUUGCCCCAACCCAAGAAGAAGAAGCCAAAAUCCUGCAAUUCAGAGGCAACCCGAGUAAACUUACAGAUGCUGAAUCUUUCCUUUACCACAUCCUGAAAGCUGUUCCGUCCGCAUUCAUCCGGAUCAAUGCAAUGCUUUUUAGAUCAAAUUAUGACGCAGAAAUUCUCCAUCUCAAGGAAUCCUUGCAAAGCCUUGAAUUGGGAUGCAAAGAACUACGGAGACGAGGCCUCUUCUUAAAACUUCUUGAAGCCAUUCUCAAGGCUGGCAAUAGGAUGAAUGCUGGGACAUCUAGAGGCAACGCACAAGGUUUCAACCUUGCUGCUCUUAGAAGGAUUUCUGAUGUUAAAAGCACUGAUGGCAAGACUACUUUACUUCAUUUUGUGGUGGAACAAGUAGCUCAAUCAGAAGGUAGAUGUUGUGUAGUCGAUCAGAACAGAAGUGUUGAAAGAAACAACAGCAAACGAGGAAUCAAAAGUGAUUCAGGUCCAGGCACCCUAUCGGAAGCAGAAAGACAAAAAGAGUACCUACUGCUAGGAUUGCAAGCAUUGAGGGGAUUGAAUAUUGAGUUCUCCAAUGUCAAGAAAGCAGCCAUCAUAGACUAUGAUAAUUUGAUUAGCACAUGCUCCUCUCUUACGGCCCGUGUUACAGAAAUCCGGCUGCUCGUUACACAGUGCGAAAAUUGUGAGGGGGGUGGUUUUUUCAGGGAUAUGAAAGGGUUUUUAGAGGAGACUGAGGAGGAAACUAGAGUGGUGGUAGAGGAGAAAACAAGAAUUCUGGGGCUUGUAAAGAGAACAACAGACUAUUACCAAGCAGGAGCUGCAAAACAGGACAGGGCAAACCUGCUUCAACUGUUUGUCAUUGUGAAAGAUUUUCUUGACAAAGUUGAUCAAGUCUGUAUGGAAAUUUCUCAAAAGAUGCAAAAGAAGGAUAUGGCAGCAAAUAUAGGAUCAACAUCACCCCCAUUACCACCAAUAAGAUCCCCAGUGAAAUUUCCAGACUUCCGUUUAGGUUUGAUAUCAGAUUCAUCAAGGAGUCCUUCUUCCAGUGAAUCGGAUGAUGAUUUCUGAAUAUAGUUGGAUAAGUAAGUUUUAGGAGUUAGAUCUCAAGGAAAUAAAAUGGAAGCAUAAGAUUUAUGAAAAUUUCCAAAAUUGAUCUAAAAGUUGAUUUUUCUUUACCUGAGGA